Molecule: messenger RNA, 612 nt
Organism: Zymoseptoria tritici IPO323
Lineage: Eukaryota; Fungi; Ascomycota; Dothideomycetes; Mycosphaerellales; Mycosphaerellaceae
Exons: 5
Source: RefSeq, a predicted model, not a curated record
UACAUCAUUUCAUGGCCCAACGAACCUCGACACAAGACGCUGGAAUACGUCCUCAACUGCGUCUUCAUCUUCGUACCGUACUUGGUCGUCACAAUUCUUUGCUUCGUCUACCGUGUGGCAUUCUGGACCGAAACAGGAGUCUGCAUCAUCGGCCUGCAGAUGUUUGUGUUACUGCCAUUGCUUUGCGUGGAGGUUCUCUCAUACCUCUACCUUGCGCUGCGCUUCCUCUAUCCUUUAGUCAUGGUCCAUCGCGACGGCCAAGGAUUGCUGCCACCGCUCAAAAGAGUCAUGGUUCGGACUACCAUUGGAACAUUCGUCGCCAUGAUAUCCACCUUCACGGUCAAGCUGUCCCUGACAUUCUUCGAUGGCGAACCAGCCUGGCUCUGCUGUAUGAGCUGCAAAGUUGAUGCUCUUAUAUCCGCCAUCGUCCUCCAUUGGGUCACAGCGCCGGACAAGACCGCACAUCAAGAGCAGGAUACACCACAGGCUUUGGGGCUCGCUUUAUCAAGUGACAAGGGGGGGUCGACAAUGCAGGACACGAAUCAGGAUUCGGAAUCGAGUAAGACGGGGGUGGAGACGCCGAAGAGGUAUGCUCUGAAGGAUAUGUUGUAG